CGUCCUCAUCAUCGUCAACCCAUCGAUCUGUGUGCAUCGAUCCGCUGCCGCUUCGCCUGCAUAGAAUAUCUAAUACACAAACUCACCUCACAUUCUCUUGCUACCCCGGCCCCCAGGAAACGCCACGCUGCAGAUAACCUCACCCGUCAUCAGGUACAGCCAUCAGCCAGCCAGCCCGCCCGUACCACCCUCCGCCAGACGAUUCGGAUCUCGAUACAUUAGUUGCACUUGUCCGCUGGCCGGAAAGUCACCGAGUUAAUCAGUCAAUCUUUGCACGCUUCGUUGUCCUUCCGGUUUUUCUCCCGAACCCAAAGACUGGACCCCGGCAAGCCCACGAGCUCACACCGUCAUUUGAAGAAGCCUUUUCAACUGCAUCCUGGCUCAUCUGCAUCAACCGCAAUCUAGCUAAUAAUCCUGAUCUUCCGAAAACCUGCCAGGCUGCAGUUCGUUGGUCUUCUAAUUCCCGUCGUGCACCAUUGUCCUAUUUAUCCUCUUGGACAAUACUGCAGAGUGAACUGUUGCCUAUUGUUGGUCACUGUCACCUAAGACCCUUUGCGAAGGACUACCUAUUGUUACGACGAUCAAUAGGAACGAUAUCACGACCAUCUUCGCGCUACUUAAUCUUGCAUCUUGAAUCCUUCGACCUCAUCGACUUGGAUCUUGUCUAACGACCAACGAUAUCAUCGACCAUGGCUUACUCUCCACCAACCGCCGCCCAGAAUGCUGCUGCUUUGGAGCACUUCAUCCACCUUCCAGUGUCACAGGAUAUGAUCAGCUACCUCGCACACAAGGCUUCGCAAGUGAUUCGAUGUGAAGGUCAAACCGCACCAUCAACUAGCAAGGCACUUCCACCAACUCCACCUACCACACCACCGCAGUCGUCUGGUAGCGCCUACUUUGAGCCGCAACUACCACGAUUGGAGCUUUUCAUCACCGCUCUGGUCGAGAGAUCACACGUCCAGGUGCCUACUCUCAUGACGUCUUUGGUCUAUCUUGGCAGGCUGCAAUCACGUCUGCCUCCAGUUGCCAAGGGCAUGAGAUGUACAGCUCAUCGAAUCUUCUUGGCAUCGCUUAUUCUUGCUGCAAAGAACUUGAACGAUUCGUCACCAAAGAACAAGCACUGGGCACGAUACACUUCUGUUCAUGGCUUUGACAGCUUCGGCUUCAGCCUGACCGAAGUCAACCUUAUGGAGAAGCAGCUCCUUAGCCUCCUAGACUGGGAGCUCAGAGUGACGGAACAAGAUCUGUACACUCAUCUUGAGCCUUUCCUUGCUCCUGUCCGAACAUUCCAGCUUCGUCAGGCAGAGAAGCAGAGAAUUCGGGAGGAAAUGGCAGCUCUCGAGCAGCGUCAGAUGGCUUUCGCGGCCCAACAACAACGUCGGGCAGCAAUGGAGGCAACCAGAUAUUACGACUCACCUCGCUCAAUGGGUGCCUACACAUAUCAGCAACCCAUGUACUACUCAACCUCAUCGAACUCCUCAUCAAGAGCGGUAUCAAGAACGCCCUCGCUUUCUCCACCAACCCGAAGCGGAUCCUCAGCCUCACAAUCCUCAGCCGACUCAUAUGCCUCAUCAUCCUCGCCAUCCAGCAUCAUUUCAUCUUAUGCAGUGCCCAUCACCGAAGAGCCUACGACAUACUGCAGCCAGCGAAUGCAGCCUGCACCAAUCAUGACCCACAGCCUGCCACUUGACCAGACCGACCUCCAACCAGCCAAGAAGCAGAAAACCAACAUCUUCUCCCGCUUCUUGCCCACCACUCUCAGCCGACCAGCACCACCAACCAUCGCUGUUAACGGCUACUAAAAGUUCUUUGCUUUCAACUGGACACUUUUCAAUUUCCUUUCAUGAACAAGGAUAGAGACAUCACUCUCGCUUAAUCGACAGCAGUACAACAAAACUUCCUUGGGCUGGUUAUGACGGUAUCAGGCAUACUUCAGAACAGGACGCGGCGACGACAUAAUGAUGAUUUGCAUGGAUGGCAUUGGCAGGCGACUGACUACGAGCUCGGCUGGCACCAGAGUUUGUGGCGAGGCAGGCAGGCUCAAAUUUUUUAACUACCCGUCUCUUUUUUUUUGGCUUUGGCUUUGAUUGAGGAAUAACAACAGCAUUAUACCACAGUUUGAUGAUGCAUUUGAGCGGAGUUGUUACUGUGCGGGCAUCAGGCCUGCUUGUGUUGAUACGAUGGAUUGAAAGACCGAUCGAUGAUUGAGCUUCGAUGAGACGAAAGUUACCUAAAUUAGCAUAGCAAGAGCUUCCAAGAAAAGCAGGGCUACUUGACUGAUC
Molecule: messenger RNA, 2282 nt
Organism: Pseudocercospora fijiensis CIRAD86
Lineage: Eukaryota; Fungi; Ascomycota; Dothideomycetes; Mycosphaerellales; Mycosphaerellaceae
Exons: 1
Coding region: 690-1802 (370 amino acids)
Biological process (GO): regulation of cyclin-dependent protein serine/threonine kinase activity
Cellular component (GO): cyclin-dependent protein kinase holoenzyme complex; nucleus
Molecular function (GO): protein kinase binding; cyclin-dependent protein serine/threonine kinase regulator activity
Source: RefSeq, a predicted model, not a curated record